CGCGGGGGGUCCCUCCAAGAUGGCGGCGCAGAGGAGGAGCCUGCUGCAGAGUGAGCAGCAGCCAAGCUGGACGGACGACCUGCCACUCUGCCACCUCUCUGGGGUUGGCUCAGCUCCCAACCGCAGCUACUCUGCUGAUGGCAAGGGCACCGAGAGCCAUCCUCCAGAGGACAACUGGCUCAAGUUCAGGAGUGAGAACAACUGCUUCCUGUAUGGGGUAUUCAAUGGCUACGAUGGCAACCGGGUGACCAACUUCGUGGCCCAGCGGCUGUCUGCGGAGCUCCUGCUGGGCCAGCUCAAUGCCGAGCACACUGAGGCCGAUGUGCGGCGUGUGCUCCUGCAGGCCUUCGAUGUUGUGGAGAGGAGCUUCCUGGAGUCCAUUGAUGAUGCCUUGGCUGAGAAGGCAAGCCUCCAGUCCCAGCUGCCAGAGGGUGUCCCUCAGCACCAGUUGCCUUCUCAAUAUCAGAAGAUCCUUGAGAGACUCAAGGCAUUGGAGAGGGAGAUUUCAGGAGGAGCCAUGGCCGUCGUGGCGGUCCUUCUCAACAACAAGCUUUACGUCGCCAAUGUUGGUACGAAUCGUGCGCUUUUAUGCAAGUCUACGGUGGAUGGGUUGCAGGUGACACAGCUGAACAUGGACCACACCACAGAGAACGAGGAUGAGCUUUUCCGCCUGUCGCAGCUGGGCUUGGACGCAGGAAAGAUCAAGCAAGUGGGGAUCAUCUGUGGGCAGGAAAGCACCAGGCGCAUUGGGGACUACAAGGUCAAGUACGGCUACAGUGACAUUGACCUACUCAGUGCUGCCAAGUCCAAACCAAUCAUUGCAGAGCCAGAAAUCCAUGGUGCACAGCCACUGGAUGGAGUGACCGGCUUCCUGGUGCUGAUGUCUGAGGGGCUGUACAAGGCCCUGGAGGCAGCCCACGGGCCUGGGCAGGCCAACCAGGAAAUCGCUGCGAUGAUUGACACUGAGUUUGCCAAGCAGACAUCCCUGGAUGCAGUAGCCCAGGCCGUGGUGGACCGGGUGAAGCGUAUCCACGGGGACACCUUCGCCAGCGGUGGGGAGCGUGCCAAGUUCUGCCCACGGCAUGAGGACAUGACCCUGCUGGUGAGGAACUUUGGCUACCCACUGGGAGAAAUGAGCCAGCCCACCCAGACCCCAGCCCCAGGGGGACGUGUGUACCCUGUGUCCGUGCCUUAUUCGAGUGCCCAGAGCACCAGCAAGACCAGUGUGACCCUCUCCCUCGUCAUGCCCUCCCAGGGCCAGAUGGUCAACGGAGCCCACAGCGCUUCCACCCUGGACGAAGCUACCCCCACCCUCACCAACCAGAGCCCAACCCUGACGCUGCAGUCCACCAGCACGCACACCCACAGCAGCAGCUCCAGCUCAGACGGGGGCCUCUUCCGCUCCCGGCCCGCACACUCGCUCCCACCCGGUGAGGACGGCCGCGUUGAGCCCUAUGUGGACUUUGCUGAGUUUUACCGACUCUGGAGUGUGGACCAUGGCGAGCAGAGCGUGAUGACAGCUCCAUAGCCCGUCCAGGGAGUGCAGCUCCAGCAGGGUCUUCGUGGGGACAAGGGGUCCAGUGCUGGGACAAGACAGGGUUUCAGCCUUUCCUGACAUCAGCCUAUGCCACAGGGCCAGUGGGUGCUCUGUCCUCAGCCUGCACCAGACUCUACCCACAGCUCUCAGGGCUGUAGGGAGGGUGAGUGCAGACUGGACCCAUUGUCUGCACCUUGUCACUGCACAGGAGGAUCAUUGCCAUUUCUCAGAACAAAGGGCCUAAGUGUGGAAGCUUUGUUGGCUUUCAGGCCACCCUGAGGGUUCCUUGACCCGUGUGCAGCAGAACGGGAAGAAGUCUCCUGUGAACCCCGAGUGUCACAGGCCCCACAGAAGCUGCUCUCUCAAGGCCACACUCCACCUGCCACCACCUCCCUGGACCAGCCUGCGGCCACUGCUCGUGUUCCCUACACCUCUGGAUGGUGAUUCCCCUUCUUCUGUGGCUUGUCAGCUCCAUGCUCCUGAAUCCAGCAUGGAGCCCUGGUUGGUGCCUGCACUUGUCCCUGGGCCCAUCCCCGUACGUGCCCUGGUAGCUGUUAGUCAGAAACAUUCAGGAAGACCAGGGAGGCUUUGGGAGCCUAGGAUAGCCCCAGUGGGGGCAGGUCAGGUAGAAAGGAACUAAGAGAAGCACUGGUCCUGGAGCCACCAGGAGAGAGGGGUGCAGCCGGGCUUCCCCAGAGGUGGGGGUGCGGGAGCAGUGAGGACGUGCCCAGUAGAGGUGGCAGGGCCUGCUCCUGUCUGUCCCUGUCAGGAGUGGGAGCCCCAGAGUCAGGGAGUUCUGCUUCCUGCCUCGCCUUUUCCUUAUUGGUGCUGGGGACGUCCACAGAUGGGGGAGCAACUGAGAUUAACCGUCUUUACCACCAAUGAUGAGCCUCUUCUGGCUCCGGGGUAGCGAACAGGUUGUGAGUCAGACCAUGGGCGCUCGUAUGAAAGAGAGAAGUGUGGGACAUAGUUCCGAGGGAAGAGGCUCUUUGGGACGAGUUGCUCUCGCAGACCAAGGGCUCUGGGGAUGUGCACAGUUUUUACAGACCCGUAGAAGAAGCGUUAGGUCAGUCACGUUUCUGUGUUAGACUAUUUCCCAUGUGUUCUCUGCCUUCAGAGGGGAGGGGGUGCCGCCAGGCUGUCAGCUGGGAUUGCCAUUCCUAUUUUCUGAGGAGGAAGCAGGCCCAGAGAGACUUGCACCUUGCCCAAGUCACACAGCCAGAGCUCAAACUGUGGCCUUGUGUCAGUGUCCAAGGCCCCCUCCCCAGUACCCAGCCUCCCUUCCCCACGAUGCCCCAGAUACAGGUCACCAGGGACUGGCACUGCGGGGCAGCCUCUGGUGUGCUUGGUCUCAAACAUCAAAGGCCAGUUCCAGAGCCCCUGCUGGCUCUGUGCUCCAGGAAUCCUCCUCUGUGGCAGAGCAGGGCCCAGCACAGGACCCAGGAAGGCUGGCUUUCCUAGGGAGGCCAUGACCUAAGAGGAGAAACAGGUCUCAGCAGAGGGCCCCGGCUCCACCUCCACUGUGAAGCAGUCUCUGUUCUGCAGGUGAGCAGAUUUAAAGUUGGUCACAAAGGCUUGGGAACAAAGGGAAUUCUCUUCCAAGGAUGUCUCUAGGAUUCUGUUUGGUCUCUGGAAAUAGAAUCCCUUUUGUAAUGCAGUAACGAAGAGUAAAUGGAGGUAUGA
Cynocephalus volans (Philippine flying lemur) is the source of this 3220-nucleotide messenger RNA. RefSeq names its product TGF-beta activated kinase 1 (MAP3K7) binding protein 1 (gene TAB1). The record is from RefSeq and is a predicted model, not a curated record. Gene Ontology annotation, molecular function: protein serine/threonine phosphatase activity. Gene Ontology annotation, biological process: protein dephosphorylation. Gene Ontology annotation, cellular component: cytosol. NCBI's taxonomy places the organism in Eukaryota, Metazoa, Chordata, Mammalia, Dermoptera, Cynocephalidae. Bases 20 to 1528 code for a protein of 502 amino acids. The transcript has 11 exons.